Amyelois transitella is the source of this 7159-nucleotide messenger RNA. RefSeq lists its product as uncharacterized. Gene Ontology annotation, cellular component: plasma membrane; cytoskeleton; postsynaptic density. The coding region runs from base 403 to 5589 and encodes 1728 amino acids. Gene Ontology annotation, molecular function: actin filament binding. The transcript is spliced from 19 exons. NCBI's taxonomy places the organism in Eukaryota, Metazoa, Arthropoda, Insecta, Lepidoptera, Pyralidae. The record is from RefSeq and is a predicted model, not a curated record.
AGUGUUUGCUAUCUUUUUAAAGUUGCGUCAGUCAUUUGAUGAAAGAAAGAAACAGCGACGCGGUGGCGGAAAAGCGAAACUCGAACCGACAUCGAUCUUCUCGUGUGGCGUUCGGAGUUUUUUUUUACGAACGAAAUCUGAAAUAAACGCGUUUAUCCGUGAUGUCGGUGGUGCUAGUGCAAUAAAACAUACCGAGGAACAUUCUGUGCUUGUUAUUUUGUAUAAUGUUUCGGUAUUCACGUGCUUAGUGCUAAGUUACAUCGCUUCUAUAAAAGUGAGAAGUGAAUUUGUGAGUGACUUGAAAAGAAUCACCUAUUAUCGCCUCUCGGAGUCUUCAACCGAGUGUGUGUAUGAUUUCAAGGCGUUCGCUGUGAGGCAGACCAAGCGAGUUUAUAAAACAAGAUGGCCGACACUGACACGGAGACCCUGCCUAACGGCACUGGCACGCUGUCACCCGAGGAGGAGGAGAGGCUGAAGCAGAGGCCGGCUGAUAUAGACGCUGACGUCCGUGAAAUGGAGCGACGCAAGCGCGUGGAGGCGCUCAUGUCUUCCAGACUGUUCCGCGAGGAGUUGGAGCGGGUGCUGGACCAGCAGAUACACGAGGGGAAUGAUGCUCCUCUGCUGCAGCGCAUCAGGGAGAUGGUCGGGGGGCGACUGCAUACCGGCAGUUUGAGGGGUCCCAGCUGCGUGCUUCCCAUCAACGACAUCCGGGGUAUCGAGGGGGUGGGCUACGAGAAGGGGGAGAAGAUAUUGCGAUGCAAGUUGGCCGCCGCCUACCGCCUGGUGGACCUGUUCGGUUGGACCCAGACGGGCAUAGCCGGACAGAUAACGGCCCGCCUGAACACCGCCGUAGAGCAGGUGCUGACCACCCCGCGCGGGCUGCUGCCGCACGAGGUGACCGCCUCGUCGCUGGUCAAGGUGGACAUGCAGGGCGUGGUUCAGGACCAGGGCACCACCAACUUUCCCGUUAAUGUUGAUGGUUUCUCCCUGCACGCGUCCGUGCACGCGGCGCGGCCGGACGUGCGCUGCGUGCUGCACGUGCGCUCGGCCGCCGCGCUCGCCGUGUCCAGCACGCGGCGCGGGCUGCUGCCGCUCUCCGCCGAGGCGGCGCUGCUCGGCGAGCUCGCCUACCACAGCCCGCCUUACGGCCCGCUGGACAACGCGGAGCGCGACAAGCUGGUCCGCGCCCUGGGCCCCCACGCCAAGGUGCUCUUCCUGAGCUGCGGCGGCGCGCUCUGCUGCGGCGGCACCCUGGAGGAGGCGUUCCACCAGGCGCGGCAGCUCACAGCCGCCUGCGACGUCCAGCUGCGGCUGGCUACGAUGCCGCUGGACGAGAUCAUCCUCAUUGAUGAGGAGACCAGGCAGAAGAUCUACGAGGCCUCCCGUACGCCACCGAAAGACUCAAACAAGUGGCGCGUCGGAGGCGAAGAGUUCGAAGCUCUCAUGCGCAUGCUCGACAACGCCGGUUUCCGCACCGGGUACAUUUACCGCAACCCCCUCGUCAAGAACGACGUGCCCCGCCCCAAGAACGACGUGGAGGUCCCGCCGGCCGUGUCCUCGCUCGGGUACCUUUUGGAGGAGGAGGAGUUGUACAACAAGGGCAUUUGGAAGAAAGGCACGGGCAAGGCGGGCGAGCGCACCCGCUGGCUGAACUCGCCCAACGUGUACCAGAAGGUGGAAGUGCUGGAGACGGGCACCAGCGACCCGAAGAAGAUCACCAAGUGGGUACAAGAUGGGUCGCCUGCGCACUCUAGUACGCCGGUGAAGAUAGAUACACUACAAUUUGUGCCCAAGAACACUAAUCCGAAGGAGUUCAAGGCUUUGCAACAGCAGAUCAAGGACAACCGGCGAGCGGACAAGAUAAGCGCCGGCCCCCAGUCUCACAUCCUGGAGGGGGUCACGUGGGACGAGGCCGCUAAGCUGGUGGGCGAGGACGCCGCCAACACUCACACCGGGGAUCAUGUGGUACUCAUGGGAGCGGCGUCCAAAGGCAUCAUCCAGCGUGGUUAUCAACACAACGCUACCGUUUACAGCGCUCCCUACGCCCGCAAUCCGUUUGACCAGGUCUCCGAUAGAGAGCUGGACGAGUACAAGAGGACGGUCGAGAGGAGGCAGAGGGGCAACGAUUACGACACAGACAUCUCGGAGUCUGAGGCAAUAAGCGCGGCCAUGAUCACGUCGCCGGCCAGCGCGACCGAGACCGAGGAGGAGUCGCGUGAUGAAGCCCGCAUCUUAAGAAUAGAGACGAAACAGGUGCCGAUGCGGAGCCAGCCCGAGGUUGUGCUUAGCGAUGUCGACACAACCGAUUUUCUCAACGCCGAGAGGUCAUACGCCGAUCGGACUAAAGCGGACCGCGAUCCGAACCUUCUGUCCGAUGAUGAAGUGUUCGCGGACUCGCGCCAAGACCCUGUUCGCGUCGUGGUGCGCGCGCGCACCGCCGCCGUACAACAUCCCGUCGUUAGAGGUACUAACGAAGCUAGAUCCCCCCCUAAAGAAGCAUUAACAGUCAAGAAGAAAACUAAAUAUAACCGCGUAGCUAAUUUCAAUAAAGUUAUUGAAAUGUAUGAAAAACAUAAUGAUGAUAACGUUUCAGAUCCUAAAUGUAAAGUUAGUUUACAUAAUAGACUGUCCGCUCAGCAAAUAGAUGUUGAGCCUUAUGAGACAGGUAAUGCGAGCAGUCGCUCCAGCCUUCGCUCUAUAACGUCUUUAGAAUGGGACGGUAGAUGCAAAUCUGAAUACGUUUUCAGAACUCGCUCUUUGCCACGCCAAAGAACAAGUAAUACACAAAAUUUGUAUAGAACAAGAUCGCACAGCGGUUUUAUCAAUAGUUAUAUCAAAUAUCCCGAUCCUAAUCAUUUUCAUUUGCCCAAAUGCCGCAGUUGUGGAACUAUUAACAACUCUUACGCGUGGGAGCUCAUCAAAGAAAAUUUAGCUAAAACGAAAGUCCCUAUGUCCAUGUACUUUUCUGUAGACGAUAUCCAACAAAAGUGUAUCGAAGAAGCUCCAUUUGAAGCUGAUUUGGUUAAAAUUAAAGAAAAAGUACUCCCUGUAUCUACAAAAGUCACGAGACAGGAGACCGAAUUUGUUGAUAGUCAGGAAUUCAAUGAAGAUAAUUACUUGGGCGAUUUGGGUAAUAGUUUCUCUUCAGAAAAUCAAACGGUUAUAGAACAAGCGAAUGUUAAAAAAGAUUGUGCAUUACCAAAAAGCGAAGUUCAAGAAGAACAAACGCGUGAAAAUUAUAGGGACGCUGUAUCUCCUAUAGUUGAGACUGAAGACGUUAACAAUAAUACAGAAGAAUCUAUAGAAGGCGAAUAUCAUAGCUUUACAGAUGAAAUUGAUUUUGAUGAAGCCGCAUAUAUUAGUCCUGUUAAAGAUCUGGUUGAAAAAGACAUAAGAGAUUAUUCGGUACCGAUAAAAUUUUAUUGUGACGAUUAUAAGAAAUCGUGCAGUCCGAAAAAAUCACCUCAUAAGUUACAUGAAACUCCUACUAAAACUGUAAUUCUUGAACCCAUAUUAGAGGAAUCUAAAGUUUCUGAUGAUUCAAAUACUGAUAAUAAAAGCAAGGUAAGUUAUUCAGGACCUGAUGUUACGGCAUCUGAACGUGAUAAAGUUGAUUCAGUUGAUGCAAAAGAAAAGAUUUCUAUUGAAAAUAAUAAUGUAAGUUGUCCCAUGAAUGAGAAUGAGCAAAUAGAAUUUACUAAAAUUCUUGAGUCCAAAAAAUAUGAAUAUAAUGAUAUUAUAAGGUUAAGUGUAUUCAGUAAUACAAGUUCAGCUAUAGAUGCAACCAGUUUCAAUUCCACCGUUGAAUUUGAAAUUUUUGAGAUAAUUUCAGAUGUUGUCACUUCUAUAUUAAACAAAAUUGAUUUUGAAAAUAAACCUGUCGCCUUUUUUGAUAAUAUUGCUCAAAGAAAUUUCGAAACAAACUUUGAGGUGGAUAGUAAAAAAGAUAAUGAUCUAAUGAAAAAAUAUUGCAAUGAGACUGAGGGAGAAACUGACUCUGAAGGUAUUAAAAAAUCGUUGGACGAUGAACAUCGACAUGUUGAAAUACAAGGUGCCACAGAAUCAAAAUCAAUUGUGUUAACGUCUAAAAUUUACGUAGAAACCGAAGUAAGCGUAACGUUUGAAGAAAAUCUCGCUGAAAACAGUAGUAAAGAUGUAAAUACAUCAGACAUGUUCAGUGCUAGCGACUCAGAAACGUUUUCUAUAAAGAAAAUUAUUGAAGAAUUAGAAACGCCCGUGAAUUUGAACGAAACUGUUCUAACUGAGGUAAGCGAAAGUGAAAAUCAAACUAUUAAAAUUAUACAACCAAUUUUGUACCAUGUUUUUGAUAGAGCGUACGGCGUGUGUUCAGAUAAAUUUAAACAAAAUAAGAAAACAAAGAAACUUAAAACAGUAGUGACAGUUGUAGACACCGAAGAUAUUUUAGCUACUGCUAAAAGUCUCUGGUUAAGUUUAGAAAAUGAAACUGAAGAAUAUUUUAAUAAAGAAUUAGAUUAUUAUUUUAACAAAACAGAAGAUAACGCUGAUUUGAAAAACAUUGAGUCUUGUUUGAAUGGUGCGGUAUCCGAUAAUUUUGAUUCUAAUGAUUUAGGGCAUAACGUUCAAAAUACUUUCUGCGAAUCGACCGAAAUAUGCUAUGAGGCAAAUAUAGUAUAUGAAGAGCAAGAUAUUAAGGAAAUAGUGAAUCUUUGUGAAGAACUUUCGUUCAAUGAACCUCAAAUUACCGAUGUUGACAUGAAUCUCAGUGACUCGUGUCAUAAUAAAACUAUUUACGAUUUGAGUGAUAAUACGACUUUUGACAUAGCUGAGAAUUUAGAAGAAAACAUAGAACAUAAAACUGAAGACGAAACAUUAUUGAAUGAAACGUUCACUCUAGAUGAGAAAGACGAGCAUAUGAAUACAGCAUUUGUUGACAGUGUGGACAGUAAUCAGAAUUCUAGAAUUGUAUUUGAUUGCAACGAAUCGCCGAUAAAGAAAUCUAAAGGCAAUUUCGUCGGCGAUGAUUUGAGUGUUUUGUAUGACAAAGAUGACACAAUAAUGGGAUCACCGUUCGUGAAAAAAGCUUCGGUCAUAACUAUGGAGCAGACCGAAAAAACGGGCGGUUUGAAAUAUUGGAUUUCAUUCGAUGAGAAUUUCAAAGAUGAAAUUAAACCAACCGGUGUUCGACUUAAAAGUAUUGAUGACACGUUACCUAGUUUCGUUUGCAUAGAUAUAGAUGAAAGUGAAACAGAUGUAGAAGCGGCUGAUGUAUAUUUUGAUGAUAGACGACGUUCCAGCGUUUUAGAUAACGUCAGUUUGGGAAUUAAUGCUUCAAGUGUGUCUUUAGAGUACAACACAUGUAAUUCGGACAUUUUGGAUUCUAGGAAUGAUACGGACGAGCCUCAGAAGAUGUUGAUUUACGACAAUAGAAUUGUUAAAUCUAAAACAAGGAGAUAUUCCAGUUGGCCACCGUUUGAAGACACUCUGUUUUACAAAAUAAUUUCCCAGUUUAGGAUGUCCGAGAGUUUUGAUCCGAAUGAAUUUAAUGAAUUGACGGCGAGUGAUGGGAAUUUAAACGUGUCAGUCAAUUGCGAUGAAGUAAAUAUUUAAGCGGUAAAAAUUUGAUUGUUGCAAAAAAAUUGCUUACGAUCAAGACAAGAUCUUUUAAGUGUAAAAACAAAAUUGAAUUAGUUUAGAUUUUCAUUAAAUUUUGUGAGUAUAUUGAGUUGGUAUGAGAAUCGGCCAACAUCUAUUUUUCAUACCUACAAAUCCAAAACAACGUUUGUUGGGACAGCUAGUAAUAAUAUAAGGAAAAGGACUUGGUUAAAAACAUUAAAGUUGACAGCAAGUAAUGUGUGAGGCAAGGCACAUGUUAGGUUAGGUGGAUAUCUAACUGACAUAUUGCAUCUACCAAUCCUACUUUAAUAUUAUAAAUGCGAAAGUUUGUAUGUCAGUAUGGAUGUCUGUUACUCUUUCACAAAAAAACUACUGACCGAUAACGAUGAAAUUUGGUGUGCAAGUAGCUGAAGACCCAGAAUAACAUAUAGGUAGUGUCCGACCGAAGGUCUAUUUUUGGCCGAAGCCGAAGCCGAAGCCGAUUAAUCGGCUAUCGCCACAACCUUCGGCCGAAGCCGAAGCCGAAGCCGAAGGUUUAUAUUCUCUCAGCACUCAGUACUUAAUUUUGUUCAAUAUUGUCUACAAGGUACAAUUAAUAUUAAAAUCAUUUCAAAACCUCAAUAUUGAAGGUUUAUAUAUUGACUGUCUCAUAUAGAAGUUGAUGAUAUAUCAUAGAGGUGGUUGGUUUAGAGAUAAACUAGCUGUUGCCCGCGACUUCGUCCGCGUAAAUGUCGAGUUGAAUUUUAAUCAUACAGUCAGAUACAGACAGACAAAAAAUGUAAAAAAAAAUUCUCUAUCCGUUUCAGUCAAAAUAUUAAAUGGACAGAAAAAAUAUUUUUACCGUUUUAUUGUAUGUAGUAUUUUGAUUUUCAGUUUUUUUACAUAAAAUACUCAAACAAUACAAAAAAAAAUAUUUUUAAUAAUAAAAAAAAUCUUGUAAUUGUUGGGAUUCGAACUUGGACCGCCAACUUCACAGUCUCACGGGCUAACCACUGGACCAUCGAAGCCGUUGCGUUGGUGUCGAAAUUAAAGUAGACUACAUACAUAUGGUCACGUCUUUAUCCCUUGCGGGGUAGACAGAGCCAACAGACUUGAAAAGUCUGAAUAGCCACGUUCAGCUAUUUGACUUAAUGAUAGAAUUGAGAUUCAAAAAGUGAUAGGUUGCUCGCCCAUCGCCUAAAAAAGAAUCCCAAGUUUGUAAGCCCAUCCCUUAGUCGCCUUUCACUUAUAUUUAUAUGUUAUAGGUAUAAUGCCGUCGUAUAAUGAUAAAUGACUUUGAAUUUUUAAUUUCGCAACUUAUUUGCAGGCAUACUGAUGCCUUGAGUUCAUUCAAAUGUCGAUAACUUUUUUUUGUGAACCGAUUUUGAUGAAACAAACUUUAAAUGUUAUUCUGAGUUAAAACAAAGCAAUUGGUGAAAGUUUGAAGUAAAUCGGUUUAGUACUUUCGGAGAUAAUCGUGAUCAUACAUACAGACAGACAGACAAGAAAUUAAAAAAAAAAUAUUUUUGCUUUCUAUUAUUCAUUCUAAGUGUCCCUCUAUCCAUUUCAGUCGAAAAUACUAAAU